GCCAUUCCUGCGCGCUAUCACUACGAAAGAUUUAUUGUUUUCUUACCAGGCAGUGUCCAAAGUUUCAAGCAACAAGACACUCUCCCUGAAUCAGAAAUCAACUUGCUCUAGAGUCGCCGAUUCGCAUUGACUGGUUUUUACCACUAACAUCCGCCACGCGCAAUUCACAUAUUUCGACUCGUUCCAACAUGAGCGCCGCCGAGGAAACCAAGCCCAUCGAGGCUGUCGCUGCCGAGGCGCCCGCCCAGGUUGAAGAGCCUACGAAGGUUGAGGAGCCUGCGAAGGUCGAGGAGACCGAGGCUAAGUCUGCCGAGUCCGAGAAGAAGGACGCCAAUAUCAUCAAGACGACUGCUCAGAUCGACAACAAGCAGCACGCCAACAACGUGAAGUUCGACGCUUCGCUACUCAAGGAGACCGACGACCCUGUUGAGAUCCGGAAGCAGGUCGAGUUUUACCUUUCCGACAGCAACCUGCCGCACGAUAAGUACCUGUGGGAGCUUACUGGCGGCUUCGAGAAUAAGCCCAUCCCUCUCAAGACCAUUACCAACUUCAAGCGCAUGCGCCGCUUCCAGCCCUAUUCCGCCGUUGUCGCUGCUCUGAAGGAGAGCACCCAGGUCAACAUUGCCGGCGAGGAGGGCGAGGAGACCAUCCAGCGCAAGCAGCCCUACACCCCUGGCAGCGACAAGUACAACGCCCGCUGCGUCUACGUCAAGGGCUUUGGCGACGAGGAGCCCUCUACCCAGUUUGACCUCGAGGCCUUCUUCACCCAGUUCGGCCCCAUCAACGCCGUCCGUCUUCGCCGCACCAACGAGAAGCUCUUCAAGGGCUCCGUCUUCGUCGAGUUCCCCGAUGAGGAGGCCGCACAGAAGUUUGUCGCCCUCGACCCCAAGCCCAAGUGGAAGGAGCACGACCUGAAGAUCAUGCCCAAGAUCGACUACGUCCGUGAGAAGAGCGCCCUGAUCAACGCCGGCAAGCUCGAGCCCAACUCGUCUCGCCGAUUCUUCGAGGGCAAGGAGGGCAGCGACCGUGGUGGACGCGGUCGUGGCCGCGGUGGCCGUGGCGGCAACUUUGGCAAGGACGACUGGAAGCAGCGCCGUGACAACGACCAGAAGAACGGCUUCAGGGGCGGCCGCGGUGGACGCGGUGGUCGCGGCCGUGGCCGUGGUGGUGACCGUGGCCGUGGUGGCGACCGCGACCGCCGGGGCGGACGCGACAACCAGGAGAACCGCAAGGACCCCAGCGAGGUCACGAGCGACCGCAACGCUGGCAAGCCUACCAUCCAGGCCACGAACGGCAAGGGCGAGACUGUCGCGGAAGAUAAGAACAACAACGGCAAGCGCUCCCGCGAGGACGAUGGCGCCGCCCAGCCCGAGGCGAAGAAGGUUGACACCAAGACUGAUGUCGCCGCAUAGGCGGAUGCGGUGGAUGUCUACCCAUUUGUGCCUUGGAUUCCUCUGAAACAAGAUACCACUUACAAAAGCAACUUUAUCGGACUCGACUUUUUUGGCUCUCCCGCCCGUCGACAAAACGAGGCAAACGGUCUACGGCGUUCAUGGGACUUGGCUUUAGGUAUAUCUGGCUUAGAGGUCUGGUUGUUACGAAUAGCAUGAGCAUGUGACUUUGGGCGGAGAGUCCCUCCCCCCAUCUUGCAAAAAGCGCAACUGCGAGAACUAUCUGUCACUAUUCAUCAGCGGAUAUGCGGCUCUCUGCCGUGUCACAUGUUAGUCAAUCGAGAUAUUUCUGACCACUUCAACAACUGUUGGCUCCCCGAAUCAGUCGAAUUGUCGUGAGAAGGGCACUUAAGAAGUACGUAUGUUUGCUUGAGGACCGACCGCUUGACCUUGGGCGGCUUUUUGUUGGGGACCGACCAGCUACUGUAGUGCCAGCAACGCGCGAGCAGCAUGCCGAAUCUC
Messenger RNA from Colletotrichum destructivum, 1913 nucleotides. Its product is annotated as Putative La domain containing protein. Gene Ontology annotation, cellular component: ribonucleoprotein complex; nucleus. Gene Ontology annotation, molecular function: RNA binding. Lineage: Eukaryota; Fungi; Ascomycota; Sordariomycetes; Glomerellales; Glomerellaceae. Bases 189 to 1412 code for a protein of 407 amino acids. The record is from RefSeq and is a predicted model, not a curated record. Gene Ontology annotation, biological process: RNA processing. The transcript has 4 exons.